This is a messenger RNA of Drosophila serrata, 576 nucleotides long. RefSeq lists its product as uncharacterized. NCBI's taxonomy places the organism in Eukaryota, Metazoa, Arthropoda, Insecta, Diptera, Drosophilidae. The record is from RefSeq and is a predicted model, not a curated record.
AUGCUAGUGAAAUGGUGCGGCCAUCACAUCUCGGAGAGCACCUGGGAGCCGUUGGUUAACUUUGGCACAUGCCUGUCGAUUCUUGAAGAGUACGAAAUCGGAGAGUUCCUUGUGCUAGGGGUCAAUGAAAUAUUGCUCUCGGAUUUUACGGACUCCAGUGAUACAGAGUCUAGCUCUGAAAGAAAAUGUUCCACUUGCAAUCAAGAUAUCAGAUUGGAACCAAAGUCUUCCGGCGUUAUCUCUGUGCCGGCCAGUCCAGAACCGGAACCGGAACCGCCCAAAAAGAAGAUGAAGGAAAGCAAGAGGAAGGACAUCGAUCUUGUCAAACUUAAGUUGAGUAAAGAUCAAGAUGAUUCCGGUUGUAAGAAGAAAUCGAACGCGGAUAAAAUCGACUUGUGUCGCGGCCUGGAGCUGGAGAGAGUGAUGCACAGCUUUAGUUCGGGUGGGAACAUCGUUAUGUUUGUCAGAUGGAAGGGACGACCCGGCAUGGAUGCUGUGCCCAUGGAGGAUUUGGAGAAGGCUUUUCCAGAAAAAGUACUCGAGUAUUUCCAGAAAAUAAACAAGCGCUACGAUUGA